CGGGACGACGAGAAGGAGUGACGCAGGAAGGAGGCGGCGGUGACGACCAAUAGGCGCGGAAGAAGACGUCGGGCUUCUGCGUGAGGAAGGAGGAGAGCGCCUCUGCGGCCUACUCCCCGCCUUGAAGCCUGCCUGGAACUCUCGCCAAGGAGGCCGGGUUACCUCUUCAGAGGCACCAUGGCUCGACGUAUGCGCAACAGCAGAGCCUGGCACUACGUCCUAAGUGGUGUACGCCGGGAAAGUGAUUCACGGACAGCAGCGUUGCCAUCCGGGUCUCAUGGUUGGUCAUAUGAUUCUGAUGGGCAGCACAGUGAUUCAGAUUCAGAGCCAGAGUUCCCCCCUCUGUUGCCUUCGAUACCCACAGCUAUUCCUGUGACUGGAGAGUCUUACUGCAACUGUGAGAACCAAAAUGAAGCUCCGUACUGCCCUAACCCGCAUGCCAUCCACCGGAUCAUGGAUUGUCAGUGUGGGGAGGAAGACGAAUAUUUUGACUGGGUGUGGGAUGAUCUGAACAAAUCAACCGCAACGCUGUUGACCUGUGACAGCCGCAAGGUGAAUUUCCACAUGGACUACAGCUGUGGCACUGCCGCCAUCCGAGGGAACAAGGAACUGGCAGAGGGGCAGCACUUUUGGGAAAUCAAGAUGACCUCACCAGUUUAUGGCACUGAUAUGAUGGUGGGAAUUGGGACAUCUGAUGUCAAUUUGGACAAGUACCGGCACACGUUUUGCAGCCUGCUGGGCAAAGAUGAAGACAGCUGGGGUCUCUCUUAUACAGGGCUCCUCCAUCACAAGGGAGACAGAACCAAUUUCUCAACAAGGUUUGGUCAAGGCUCCAUCAUCGGAGUGCACCUGGACACGUGGCAUGGGACUCUGACUUUCUUUAAAAACAGGAAAUGUAUAGGAGUGGCUGCCACUCAGUUACAAAACAAGAGAUACUUCCCCAUGGUGUGUUCGACCGCAGCCAAGAGCAGCAUGAAAGUCAUCCGCUCCUGUGCCACCCACACCUCCCUGCAGUACCUCUGUUGUUACCGCCUGCGCCAGCUACUUCCUGAUUACGUUGACACAUUACAGGUGUUGCCUCUUCCCCCAGGACUCAAGCACAUUCUGCACAACAAACUCGGCUGGGUGCUGAGCAUGAACUGUGGCUCGCUCCAGCCAUCCUCUUCUACCUCCUCAGGCAGUGAUUCAGAUAGCUCGUUCAGCUCAGAUGCUGAUGCUUGCCAACGGAAGAGAUGCAGGAGGACAUAAUGUUUCCAAGUAUGUACAGUGACUUGAAGAACAAUAGGGGUUCAAGCAGGCCUCCAUCUUAACCUGUAUGCAAUUUAUGUCUCUUCAUUGGAAUCUUUGGAACUUGCAAGCAUUUUUUCAGCCUUGGGCAAGAUCGACCUUCAGGACACAAGCAGUUCUCAUAGCUGAUUUCGUUUGUCAACUGCAUUUUGCCAACUUUCCCAGAAGCUGCUAAAAAGGACAGUGAAAUCUCCUCCCACAGUCCCAUUUGUGAGUGAAAAGUCACGAAGCCAUCCCAUGUGUUGAGUUGCUUUUUCACUUGCAAUUUGUGAUGCCUCUGGUUUUAAGGCAUGAGGACAACAGUAGUUAGACACGAGGGUUCUCACCUCUGUUUCUUUCCAGUACUUUUGCACAGACAGCUACUUGCUUAGAGUUGUAACUGAUCUUGUGUGAACCCUUCAGUUUCCUUUGGUGCUUUGCAUGUCUAACUUUUCCUGUAUUAAACUGUAUGAAAAUGUAAUUAAAGGACAAUAAUAAUAAUAAUAACAA
Messenger RNA from Anolis sagrei ordinatus, 1776 nucleotides. RefSeq names its product splA/ryanodine receptor domain and SOCS box containing 3 (gene SPSB3). Gene Ontology annotation, cellular component: SCF ubiquitin ligase complex. Lineage: Eukaryota; Metazoa; Chordata; Lepidosauria; Squamata; Anolidae. Gene Ontology annotation, biological process: proteasome-mediated ubiquitin-dependent protein catabolic process. The record is from RefSeq and is a predicted model, not a curated record. Gene Ontology annotation, molecular function: protein binding.